AUGUUCGAUAAAACGGGUCUACGCGGUCUGAGAGGGGCUCCGUUGGUGGCUGCCAUCACCUCAGUAUGCUCCGCAUCAUUCCUAUUAUUUGGAUAUGAUCAAGGUGUCAUGUCGGGCGUGGUGAUUUCUGAGUACUGGCUGGCGGAAAUGGGCAAUCCUAGUACGGUUAUGACCGGUACUAUCACUGCUUUAUAUGACGUUGGGGCGGUAUUUGGAGCAAUCAUCGCUGCGUUGACUGUGGAGCGGAUGGGUCGAAAGGGUGGAUUGAUGGUUGGAGCAGCUCUGAUUGUCAUUGGUUCUGCAUUAAUGGGUGGUUGUGUGGAGAGAGUUCAAAUGAUCGUGGGCAGAAUCAUUACUGGCUUAGGGAUUGGCUUUUUAACAUCAGUCGCCCCCGUAUAUCAGAGUGAAAUCUGUCUACCCAGCCAACGAGGAUGGCAUGUAUCUUGCCAGCUGACAACAAUGUUGUUUGGAUUGAUGCUGGCAUACUGGAUCAACUAUGCAUUUUAUUUUCAACCUGGUCAGAUUCAGUGGCGGUUCCCAUUAGCGUUCCAAGCCGUUUUCGCCAUCUAUGUGCUCAUCGUCACGCCGUUCUUACCGGACACCCCACGUUGGCUCAUGCUUCAUGAGCCCUCCCCUGAACGGGGUGUUAUGGUGCUAGCCAAAUUGCGCAAUAAGGCAGAAGACAACUUGGAUGUUCAGAAAGAAAAGUCAGACAUCAUGACCGCUAUCAAUAUUGAAGCGGAGGAGGAAGGUUCAUGGAAGUCGUUGUUUACAGACGGCGGUUGUGCUGCAAAUAAGCGCUUUUUCCUGGCACUUGGAAUCCAAUUCAUGCAGCAGACUUCAGGUAUCAACAUUGUUAGUUACUACGCACCAACGCUGUUUACCGAGAGUCUGGGUAUGUCUCAGGAGCGAGCGUUGUUCGUGGGUUGCUUUCUUCAAGUGUGGUAUAUCUUGGCCUCUUUACUCACGUGGUAUAUGAUUGACGCAGUUGGAAGACGACGUCUAUUUAUCAGCAUGGCAAUCGGGAUGGGCGUAGUCCUGAUCUGCGAGGCUAUCACAGUCGCCAUUGGUACUCAGCAGUCUGGAAUCGCAGCAGUAUUUUUCGUAUUUGCAUUCGAAGCCUGCUUCACAUGGGGCUGGAUGGCUACAGUGUGGGUAUACCCAGCCGAGAUCCUUCCACUCAAAAUUCGAUCCAAGGGAGCCGCAUUGGCAGCCGCAGCCGACUUUCUAGGAAACUUCAUUGUCGUGGAAAUCACGCCCCCGGCUCUUGAGAACAUUGGCUAUAAGACCUAUAUCAUUUUCGCGGUGUUCAACCUCGUUGCAGCAAUCAUUGUCUAUUGCUUCUACCCCGAAACGGCUUACCUCAAUCUCGAGUCCGUGGAUCUUCUUUUCUUGUCAGAUGAGGACCGGGACCAGGAGAUUGAGUCGAAGCAAAAGUUCUAUCACAAAGCUAUUCAGUGGAAUGUGGUUCCUCGAGCUCGAAUGGCUGUUAAUGAGGCCAAAGCGAAGAAGAGAGCGGGCCUGGCUGAAACAAUGGGUGAUGUUGAACAACCCGAUGUAAAGCAUGGGGAACUCGACCAUGUUGAGUUCAAGGGGUGA
Messenger RNA from Penicillium longicatenatum, 1599 nucleotides. RefSeq names its product sugar porter family MFS transporter. Gene Ontology annotation, molecular function: carbohydrate:proton symporter activity. Gene Ontology annotation, biological process: carbohydrate transport; transmembrane transport. The record is from RefSeq and is a predicted model, not a curated record. Bases 1 to 1599 code for a protein of 532 amino acids. The transcript has 6 exons. Lineage: Eukaryota; Fungi; Ascomycota; Eurotiomycetes; Eurotiales; Aspergillaceae. Gene Ontology annotation, cellular component: membrane.